Messenger RNA from Anthonomus grandis grandis, 700 nucleotides. Its product is annotated as transmembrane protein 14C. Bases 130 to 456 code for a protein of 108 amino acids. Gene Ontology annotation, cellular component: mitochondrial membrane. Lineage: Eukaryota; Metazoa; Arthropoda; Insecta; Coleoptera; Curculionidae. The record is from RefSeq and is a predicted model, not a curated record. Gene Ontology annotation, biological process: regulation of heme biosynthetic process. The transcript is spliced from 2 exons.
AUUUUUUAUUUUCUCAAUUUUGUGUCUGUAACGUGAAACGUCAGUGAGUGUAAUUUAAUUCGGGUUAACUAGAUUAGAAAAAAAAUUAGUUUUGUUAGUAAGUUUUUUAUCACCAAACAAUUAAUAAUUAUGUCAGUGGAUUAUCCAGGAUUUCUGUACGCUGGUACAGUUGCUGCAGGAGGAAUUAUGGGAUAUGUAAAAGCUGGUUCUAUUCCUUCCCUAGCAGCUGGUCUUAUCUUUGGGACAGCCCUGGCAAUAGGUGCCUAUCAAACCACACAAGACCCUAUGAGAUAUGGCGUGCAACUAGCCGCCAGUUCAAUUCUAGCAGGUGUAAUGGGACUGCGGUUUUACAAGUCCGGAAAAAUUAUGCCAGCAGGAGUAGUCACUUUGCUGUCUGUUGGUAUUAUUGCCAGGAUUGGGCUUAGAGCCUUGGGAAGUGGCCCAACGAAAUAUUAAAAGCAGUGGUAAUCAGGAACAUAGUUUCUUUGUUAAGUAGUUUAAGAUAUUAUAUCAUUUUAAGAUUUAUAUAAAUUUACAAUUUCUUUAGCUAAGGAUUAACCAGUUUAAGUGGUUUUAGAUGUUGGUCGUGGUUUAUUUUAGUGUUUUAAAUUUAGGAUUAAGUUAUCUUAUGAAAAACAUCGCAUUUGUUAUUAAUAUUAAACAGCAUGCAGUUGGUUAAAUUAAAUAUCUUUUAAUCGGA